AUGUUGGCCCCGGUUGUCUUUGCCGGCCUCUUUGUCGCUCUGUGGACAUGGAAGUGCUGCAUGCUUGUCCUCUUCCAGAACAAGAUCAUCUUCAUGCCCGGCAUGCCGCCCAACUCGCGCUGGGAAACCAUUGCAGACUACUCGGCCCGUUGCGCCGGCAUAAAGUGGCGUGAAGAGCGUGUCCGUGCCGCAGACGGGACAGAUCUCGCCCUCUGUGUAGCCGACGUAUCGUUAGGCAGCCUGGCAGCCUCCAACAGGCCACCCACCACGCAUUUCUACAUUCUCUAUUUCCAAGGCAAGUCUUCGGUGUCCGCAAUGGCUCCUGCUGGUAAUGCCGCGUCCACUCCUCCCCGGCUGCCAGACCUGUCCUCCACGCUGAGCAUGCUGAAAAAGCAGCUGCAGCAAGACGCGCUGAAUGCACGUUGCACAAUGGUCUGCCUGAGCUACAGGGGUUAUUGGACUUCAAGAGGGCGGCCCAACGAGAAUGGCAUCCGGCUGGAUGCCACUGCUGCGCUUAACUGGACCUCCGCUUAUCACGCAGGAUCGGCUGGUGCAGGAUGCAAAGGUCAUGCAGUCUAUUGGGGCCAGAGCGUUGGCUCGGGCGUGGCCACCAACCUUGCUGCCGAGGUGGACGUGCCCUCCAACCUUCGCCUCGACAACCUGAUCCUCGAAACCCCCUUCACCUCGAUCAGAGCCAUGCUCUCCGUCUUGUACCCUCAGAAGUGGCUUCCGUAUCAAUACCUGUGGCCUUUUCUUCGCACGCAUCUAGACAGCUACGCCAAUAUUGCCGCGAUAGCCGAGCGAUAUCGCAACACGGAAUAUCAACCCCAAGUUCUCAUCCUCGAGGCAGCCAAGGACGAGCUCGUUCCCUCCGAGUUGAGCCAGCAGAUACUGGAAAGGUGUCAAGAGGUUGGCCUUGAGGUGAGUCGUGAGAAGGUCAAUGGCGCUUUCCACAACGAUGUCAUUUUCCGAGCCGAGGGCAGGAGAACAGUAUCUGGGUACUUGGCCCGCAGGCUUGCAGCCGUGCAGCACAAUAGUCUAGGCAAAUAG
This is a messenger RNA of Microdochium trichocladiopsis, 1050 nucleotides long. RefSeq names its product Alpha/Beta hydrolase protein. Bases 1 to 1050 code for a protein of 349 amino acids. The transcript has 2 exons. Gene Ontology annotation, cellular component: membrane. The record is from RefSeq and is a predicted model, not a curated record. Lineage: Eukaryota; Fungi; Ascomycota; Sordariomycetes; Xylariales; Microdochiaceae. Gene Ontology annotation, molecular function: palmitoyl-(protein) hydrolase activity.